UGGAGGGUCGCAUGAGUCGGUGGCUGAAGGCGACUUUGUCAUCACGCUCGUCGUUCCCACUCCUCGAUCCAGCUUUUCUGCUCUUUGAGUCAACUUUGAGUUACUCUCAACAUGCCGCCAGCGAACGGGAACAGCGACGAGCAAGCUGCGGAGAAGUCGGCGUCAGCGUCGACCUCGAAUUUAUCGUCUACUCCGGUCGCCAGCACCAGCUCUAUUUUGAAGGAGAGGCGGUUCAAGCUUAGCAGAGCGUGCGAUCGGUGUCGGCGUCGUAGGAUCAAGUGCGACGAGGGUCACCCAUGCCAGUCGUGCCUCACAUCCAAUUCGUCAUGCACGUUCGAGGAGCCGGGAAAGCGGACACACCCGCACAAAUCAAAGCGUGCCGCGACCCUCGAGGAUCGCAUGCACCAUUUGGAGACGUUGAUUCAAGCCAUCCCUCCCGCCGUCUUUGCUGCGAGUGGCGCAGGUGCAUCUGCCCCACACUCACCGAUCGACCCGAGCACAAGCCCGCACGCAUCGUUCGCCGAAUCGACACACAUAUUCCCGACUGCGGUCCCCCCGCCUUCCCUCAACUCCUACCCCCUCAUGAACCCGUCGACGUUCUUCGCGCCCGUCAAGGCGACGCGCCACUCCAGCCCCAGCUUCUCGGGCGGGCAAAGCGGCAUCAUAGUGGUCGACAAUCUCACUGACGACAGCGCGCGGAUGUCGCUGUCGUCCUCAUAUCUAUAUUUCGACGAUGAGGGGUAUACUCGGUGGCAGGGCGAGACGUCAGGUCUGCCACUCUUGGAUCUGCUGGUGGAGCGCCACAACAUGGCGGUCAAGCCCGAUCUGGAAAGAGGGCAGGCCCAGGCGCAGGUGUGGACGAGCCAGAACGGGCAAGCGGUCAGUGACUGGUUCCCGGAUCGGUCGUCGAAGAGGGUGGACAACAACCCGGAGGCCGUGUGGAAGCUCAUCACUUCCUUCAUUGCGCCGGAGCUGAUGGACAGUCUUGUGCAAUGUUUCUUGUCGACCAGCUAUUAUUUGCUGCCUUUCUUGCACGUUCCGACGUUCCUUGCGGACUACGGCAACCCGCGGAAAUGGGGCGAACCAGGAUUCGCUGCCUUCGUGGUGGCGGUCUGCUGUCUGUCUUCUCGUCACAUCGACGAUCCUCGCGUGCGUGGCGAUCCCAACGAUGGGAAUAGCGCCGGCACUCAAUGGUUUGAACUCUUCGGCCGCUUGCGGACGCUUCCGAGUGCAGAUAGACCUACGAUCUAUACAGUCCAGGGCGUGCUUGUUGCGGGCGUGUAUGCCGUCGGUCUCGGCAAGCUCUCGAAGGCGUUCGGGCUCCUCGCGGAAGCCGUUACUCUCUCGAUCGACAUCGGGCUGCACCGCUCCGUGGAUGACUAUGACGUGUUCGACCCGAUCGAAGACGAGGUGCGGAAACGCACGUUCUGGUGCGUCUACAUGUGGGACAAGCAGGCGAGCUCGUACUUCGGGCGGCCGCCCGUCAUCCGUCUGCGCGACUGCGACGUCGGCGAGCCUGCGAUAUUGGAUGACGAGUUCAUCACGCGCGAGGGCGUUGGAGCACAGCCGGCGGAGACGGAGACUCGCAUGAGCGCAUUUGUGAGCUGCAUCCGCAUGUUCAUCGUGUUGGAGUCGGUCGUCGACAUUCCGCCUCCUCGACCUAUUGGCGAAGGGUGCUCAGCGUUCCUCGCCCGGGCAUCGUCGGUCCUGGGGCCCUUCAAGCGAAUGGGAGACCUGCGCGAAGAGGAAGCGAUGCUGGACGAGAUCGUGCGGUCCAUCCCUCCUCAUUGGGCGCACUCCGUGGAGACAAUGACGAGCGACGACGUGUUGCGAGUCACGCAAGCGAAUCGUUUGCAUUGUGCUCAGCAGUAUGUGCGGAUGCUCAUACAUCGGCAUCGCUUCUCGGAGAUGGUCGCGGAGCGGACACAGAUGGGAACCAUCGAGCAAACGGACGCAGAGGUCGAGGCGAUGCGGGCUGCACAUGCAUGUGCUCUCCAGAUCAUAUCUUCGCAUCUGCACAUUGCUGCGAAGGGAUUGAUGACCUACUAUGGGGUACAUGUCAUCCAUCAGCUUACGGCUGCCGGUCGUACUCUGGUGGCAGUAUUACUGUGCUGCCAACCGGAGAAUAUGCAACCUCUGAUCGCUCCUGGUCUCGAGGCUCUCCGUUCGUCUGUUGGUUUGUUGAAGCGGUUCAGCGGCCGCUAUAUCUGCGGUCAACGCUCCGGUGAUCUGUUGGAGGAGUUCUGCAGGCUCACCGCGAUUCCUUUGGAUGCUGCGCGCAAUGAAUGCCCAGGAGCGAGCAAUCGACCCGCUUGGGUACGGCCUGCUCGCAAGAAGACACCGUCGACCGCACGUUCACCUGCUCACUCUGCGGACUCACCCUCGCACCAUAGCAGUCCAGAAGAUUACACGGAUGCUUUCAUGGAUCUUCGUGCCAAAAGCCAAGAGCCAAAUCCAUUCGCAUCAAAUCCGUCUACACAGACGCUCGCACAGAACGGGUUCGGAGGCAUCUCCUCUUUCAUGGACGCGUCGAACGGCUUGGACUUGAUGUCAACGGACAGUUCGUUGCCCAUGUCGCAGAGCGAUAUCCUUGCGUUGCUCAACGAUGGGACCGUCGAUAUGACUUCGUUGUUGAUGUCGCCGACUCUGGGAGGAUCGGCAGAGCCUCAGGGUGGCGGGUUCUACGCUAUGACACCAACAUCAAACGGAAAUGGUCCAGUGGGCAUGGUUUCUCCCUAGGUCAUUGUAUAUAAGUCCGAGUUAUUCAUGAUCGUGGUGUUUACUAUUUGUACAUAUCUUGUAUGUAGCUAUGUAGGAACAUCGAAUUGCUUUCAUGUGUUGUGCUCUGCACGCUGCUUUGUGUAUUGCUGCAAUGUCGUAUACUUUCAAGUCAGUUCUGAACGCUAAAUCGUCGUCAACUGGCGACAAUAUCUUGUCGUCCUAUGCUGAGUCGGCGGGACUGGAAGGGCAGCCGGUAGCAAACUUCCUUGUCCUAUACUUACUGUCGCCAGAGCCGUAGAGACUCAGAGUUGCCAGGGGGUCCGAGUCGUCGAGGGCCGCUAGUUGAACUGCCGCCAGUUCAGUCCGCCAGUCGCAAAUGCGUGCUCGCCUACUCUUCGGGCAGGGCGCGCAUCCGAGCUGCCAGACGGGCACUCGUGGUGGCUUUCCGAAGUGCUGGCGGUCGAAGAGAUGGUGGUGGCGGUCUGAGUCGAUAGCAGCGUGUUGAC
Molecule: messenger RNA, 3227 nt
Organism: Rhodofomes roseus
Lineage: Eukaryota; Fungi; Basidiomycota; Agaricomycetes; Polyporales; Fomitopsidaceae
Product: fungal-specific transcription factor domain-containing protein
Exons: 8
Coding region: 112-2739 (875 amino acids)
Biological process (GO): regulation of DNA-templated transcription; DNA-templated transcription
Molecular function (GO): zinc ion binding; DNA binding; DNA-binding transcription factor activity, RNA polymerase II-specific
Source: RefSeq, a predicted model, not a curated record